AUGGCACGUACAGUCGCCGAAUCAGGGUCCAGCGCCUUCGUCUGUCUCUUCUGCGCGCAGGACCUCAACGCCUUGGACCAACACGCUCGACAGGCCCACUACGACGCUCACCUAUCCGAGCCGGGGCCCUCUGCACUUCCGCCGUCUUCCCUGCCGAGAGGCGACCCACGCGCCGGCACACACUCGCAGGCCGAUAUGGGCUUCUUCUCUGCGUCUGAGAAGGGGAAGAGUACACAGGACGUAUUUUGGCACUCGGCGCUGGAUGCGCAGCCACCGCCGAAUCAUACCCCUGGCCUGAUACCGCUCUUACGGUCCCAGUUGACGUCCUCUCAUGAGAAGGGGUAUACACGACGCGCCGUGACAUGCUUUGACCAGGCCGUACAUAUCACGCACGAGAGCUUCGAUCGCGGUUGGGGUUGCGGCUAUCGAAAUUUCACCAUGGCAUGCGCGGCGCUCGCCGCUCAGCCCUGUCAACCGGAGUAUCGCGAGCUUCUCAGCGGCUCGUUAACGCCUGGCGUUCGUAACCUGCAGGAUAUAAUCGAACAUGCUUGGGCAGCAGGAUUCGAUCCGGAGGGUGCCGCGCAACUGAAGAAUAAGCUGAGGAGAACGAACAAGUGGAUAGGGACCGCAGAAUUGCACGUCGCGUUUAGUUACCUCGGCAUCCCCUCGCAUUUAGCGGACUUUGCACUACCGCGCACGAGUUUCAACACUCGCGACACGAAGCCCUUGCUGGACUGGAUCCGUGCGUACUUUGACCCCGCUCAACCAGGGUCAAACGCGAAUCCGUGGAAAGGCGCUCGUGCGGUCAUUCCGACGGAUAAGAUGCCGCUUGUGUUGCAGCAUGAUGGACAUUCGAGGACGGUCGUCGGCUAUGAGAUCACGAAGAGCGGCCAGACGAACUUGCUUGUGUUCGAUCCUGCGACGCGAAUGCGCGAGCCCAUACGUGCGGCGGGAUUGGCACGAUGGAUGGCAGAUCAUGGGGCCCAGCAGCCGCUCACGGAUAAAGCCAACUCGAAAUCAUCGCGCCUCUUGAACUCCGUCAAGCACCCGCUGAAUGCCAUGAAGCACGCGAAACGCGUGCGGUCUCCAGAACAGAGCCCCAAUCCCAUGAAGCGGCAUCGUGCGGAUAUCAUCGAACUCGAUAGUGACGGCGACGUCGUUCCUGCACGUGCGGCGGGCAAUGGGGCGAUUCAGCGGCAGAUCGGUGGACGGGCUGCGCCGUCGGGGAUGGAUGAGGCGGAAGUGCUGAUGCAAAGACAUGCGAGACGUGCGGGCGCGACGGAUGUGCAGCCAAGUGCGAGUCUGCCGUCUACUGCAGAUGUGCUGAAGGUUUUCCGGUUGGACAAUCGACGGCUGGGGACUCACAGCAAGUAUCAGGUCCUUUGGUUUCCUCUUACGGACCCGCUUUCGGAGCGUGAUAAGGUUGCCUUGCGGGAGGUUCAUAGUGAGAAGAUAUGCUAG
Molecule: messenger RNA, 1461 nt
Organism: Peniophora sp. CBMAI 1063
Lineage: Eukaryota; Fungi; Basidiomycota; Agaricomycetes; Russulales; Peniophoraceae
Source: the annotation of a GenBank genome assembly